This is a messenger RNA of Heterobasidion irregulare TC 32-1, 2253 nucleotides long. RefSeq lists its product as uncharacterized. The record is from RefSeq and is a predicted model, not a curated record. Gene Ontology annotation, molecular function: protein kinase activity; ATP binding. The coding region runs from base 1 to 2253 and encodes 750 amino acids. The transcript has 4 exons. Gene Ontology annotation, biological process: protein phosphorylation. Lineage: Eukaryota; Fungi; Basidiomycota; Agaricomycetes; Russulales; Bondarzewiaceae.
AUGUCCCAACAGCUCCAACUUCUUCAGAGCACCCCGGUCUCUAACAAGAAAUCUUCCACAGAGCGUUUUCAAACCAGAGAGGAAGACUCGAAGGCAUCCGGAGACUAUAAAGCUCUAGUGAAAGAGAUGAGGAACCAAUUCAUUGGGCCUAUGCCCAUCGACGCAUUUUUCAAUGCAUUCAUGCCCGACGACUGGACGAUGCUUCCCAAGGAUUACCAACAAUGCUUCAAGGCUCUCACAAUCGAAACAGAUUUUGAAACAAAUUUUAUACAAGCUGUGAAGGACACAGGGCUUUGCCCUGACUUGUUCCUUGUCGACACGACCAUGCGCGAAGAUACAGGAUACAAGCGCAAGCCUGAUAUCUCCAUCUACAAGGAAAGAGACAAGAAUGAGUCGAGCGCCAAUUUUUUCCUGAUGGAACUCCAUAUUGAGCGCAAGCGAUUAUCUGAGGAUCCAUUUGUAGAUCCAAAGUCAUUCCCAGAGAAGCCUUCCAAACUGCCAACACCCGAGCCCACCCAACCGCGCAAGGAGAAGAUUCGCAAAUAUAGCGCGAAAGAGUCCAAGCUGCAUGUUUUCGAACAUAAUUCUAAUGCCGGAAACAAGUCUCGCGGGCAAAUCACAUCGUAUGCAGCAGCCCAGCUUGGUGCUCAAUGCCGGACAUUUCUGUUCUCCAUCAUCUUCAUUGACAACUUCGUUCGCUUUAUUCGUUGGGAUAGAGCUGGAGCCAUAGUCACAGAGCGGGUCAACUGGAAAGAUGAUCCUUCGCGCCUGGCGAUGUUUCUGUGGAGGUUUUCCCAUUCCUCCGAUUCGGCACGCGGCCAUGACACCACUGUAUCUAUUCCGACAUCAGAUGAGAUCACGUGUGCCAAGGUCGCUCUCAAGCAAUAUGCCCUUGAGGUUACCAUGGCUCAGGGUGGAAGUGAGAGCGACAUCCUCAAGGCACCAUUCUCAUCCGAUGACUCCUUCCGUAAAUUCCGGGUGCUCGAUGACGAGGACAGGCGCGAGCAUUUCUUUGUCGCGUCUCAUCCAGAGUGGUAUACCAACAGCCCAACUGGCAGGGGAACAAAAGGGUACGUAGCCUACGACAUUGCUACGGGGAAGGUGGUGUACCUCAAGGAUAGCUGGCGCUACGUCGCAGAGGGCUACAAAAAGGAGGGAGAGACCUAUCGUGAUCUCCUCAAGGCGAACGUUCAGAGGAUUCCGCGUCUUCUUUGCUCCAGCGAUAUCGAUGGACAGGAGACGCGGACUCACCAGUUCUACGGGGAACCAUGGUGUUCUCGAGUAUCAGCGGUGAAGCAUCACCAGCACCACCGAUUGGUGCUUCGGGACUUGGGACGCCCUUUGAGACAGUACAAUUCCACGAAGGAGCUCUCCCAAGUCAUUCUGGAUUCGAUUGAAGCCCAUCAACAGGCUUACGACGCUGGAGUUCUGCAUCAAGACAUCAGUGGCGGAAAUAUUCUGAUCACCAAUGACGGUCGCGGUCUGUUGAUUGACUGGGACCUGUCUCGAAGGACAGAUUCCAAGAUUUCGGGGGCCAGACUGAAGAUGAGGACGGGUACUUGGCAGUUCAUGUCAUUAGGUCUUCUUCGCCAUCAUGGAAAAGAACCACACGAACUUCGCCAUGAUCUUGAAUCAUUUCUUUACGUGUACCUCUAUCACUGCAUCCGAUAUCAGAUGCGCGCGCUGUCCGAAAACGACCGGUUUGCUUUACUUCGGGAUAUCCACGCGGUCUUUGAUUACGCUGUACAGGACGCCAGCGGCAGAGACAUCGGUGGAGAUGGAAAGAACGGCUUCAUGCUACUCAUCCCUGCCAAGUUCAGCUCAGAGUAUCUUUCAACGCUCCUUUGCUCCACAGCCGUCGACAUCAUCUCCGACCUCCGGGAACUUUUCGUUCCGCUCUACGCGCCUCGUUCCACAAAGCCUUCUAAACUCUAUACCACGAAGCUUCCUUCUAAAGAAGACGCUCAGGACAGUCUGAAAUCGUCAAAACCACUCAGAGAUAUAUUUUCACAUAUUGACCAACAGGACUGGGUUGACGACAGAAGCGAUUGUCUACUUGGAAAGCAGCCUCUCGACUUCAAGACGAAGCGGAGUAACAAACGCAAGGCUCACCCUGCAAGCACGAAUGAUAGCAGCAAGAGUAACUCCGAGACGAAGAAAUUGAGGCUAUCUAGUGCUCUCACAUCUGAUAUUUCCGCCUCGACACUCAUAUGGGACGAUGGGAACGACAGAUCCGAUUUCUUUUCUUCAUAG